Ostertagia ostertagi is the source of this 798-nucleotide messenger RNA. The record is from the annotation of a GenBank genome assembly. Lineage: Eukaryota; Metazoa; Nematoda; Chromadorea; Rhabditida; Trichostrongylidae.
AUGGAUCCGGAACUUUUACGGCAACGUGCUGCUUUUCAAAAACAUGCCGCCAGAAGUCGCUCAGUACAUCCCAGAGCGCUCUCCAGAUACGUUCCGUCUCCUUCAGCCAGUCACACGACUUACAAUGCGGAAGCAGCGAAGAAAAAGAAGAAACCAGUAGUGCAGCAAAAUUCAAAACCAGGGUCUGGCUUUUCAGCUCCGGAAUUCGACUUCAAGACUACGGUUUCCCAUAGCAAUGCCGCUAAUUUCGGUACUAUGGCAAAGAUCGUGGACUACAUGAAGAAACGACAUCUGAGUCAGCAACAGUGGCCAUUGUCUUUACAAGAAAUUUUGGACGAAUUGCAAGUGUACGAUCUGCCGAAAAGGUCGGAAGCCUGGCUGAGAGAGGUAGCAGUAGCCAAAAAGCACCAUCAAGACGUACGUGGUGGUAUUUUGUUGUCGGAGCUGAAUGACUGCAUUCCGAAUGGCGAAAAGGUUUUGGAGGCGCUCAGCGACCAGAUCAUUGUUGUGCCGACGCAAGUGAAUAAGCGAAAAGACAAGGUGUUCUUCUACAAUGAUCAAGAGCUCGAUAUAUUCAUAGAAGAUGAAUUCAAGCAAAUUUACCGUAAGGUGUCCGUAGAUCAUUUGGAUGAGAAGAAAAUUGAGGAAUAUCUCCAGAAGCAUGGUAUCGAUGCAAUGAAGGAUCUUGCACCGAAAAAGCUGGGCUUCGGACCGUUGAAACGAAAAACGCCGAAACGAAGGCAAAAUAUCAAAGUGCAAAACCAGCAUUUGGAAGGCGUAUUGGAAGAUUACGAAUAA